Phytomonas sp. Hart1 is the source of this 1479-nucleotide messenger RNA. Lineage: Eukaryota; Euglenozoa; Kinetoplastea; Trypanosomatida; Trypanosomatidae. The record is from the annotation of a GenBank genome assembly.
AUGCGGAGGCAUCACAUUUUCCGUUAUGCUACUUCGCCCGGGCUAGUUUCCUCUGUGGAAAGUCUUCCCCAUACCAGCCAUCCCACACUCGACCGUCUCCGCAGGCAUGAUCUUACUCUGCGCGUCCCCAGCCGCGAUGGACUUCUUCGCAUUUCUUUCUGCAGCUCUGCGGUACUGCUUUUUGAAACAAUCUGGCGGCAUCGCGUACUCGCGGAAAGACCCCUUAACUUCCCUUUUCUGAAUCUUGUGGGAACGCAUCUGAAUUUGACUAAUCUGCUUGCCUCCUUUCAGGAAGGGGAAGAACGGGUGAGAUGCCACUUUGCGGCCCGCGAAAUGACCAUCGUCACGGAGGCCCUCGCUCUGGGGGAGUGCCGCUGCUAUUUUCAGCACAACCCCGAGUACGCGCCGGCGGAAUCUUCUGCACCUUUUCCACUAAAGGUUGAUCGUAUUCUUUAUAAUCAAAGCAAACCCUUUACCUCUGUUGUGAAUGCGGAUUUGGCGAGGCUUAAAACAUGCGAAAUCAUUUCUCAUUCCUUGGAUGGUAGUGAUUCCGCGUGCAUAAAUUCACUUGACGAAAUUAUACCGUUACUCAAGAAAAGCGAUCUCGAGACGUCGUCGUCCUUGUUUCCUUCUUCACCGCUCUUUGGUUUGAAAGGUAUUCAAUCCGUCAAUUCUGAUACACUCAAGGCAUUCUUUGACUAUAAUAUUUCGUUACACGGGUAUAACCUUUUUCGUCAGUCGGAAGGCUGUUCAGCGGUAGUCUUCGCACACACUUCUUUAUUAGAACAGCGAAUCGAAGAGCUCACCAUGGCCCUCAUGUCCGAGAUAUCGAAGGAUGAAGCACUAACCCUGGCGCAGAAUGUUGAUUUAAAUGAAAAAAACAAAGCUAAAUGGUUGGAUACCUUGCCUAGCUUGGUUCCCCUUUCCUUCGGCGUUGUCGUGCAGCCUCUUGCGGCGAGUAAUAGAAUCGAAUGGCAGCUGUGGCUCCUCCAAUCUACAUUAAUGCAGGCAAGUCUGGCAUUAAUGACAUCAAAAACGGGAGUUGAUAAUCUCCCCCAUAACAUAUUGUUUCUAAAACCUUUAUUUGACCGCUGUGCGGAAACACAUGCCACCUGCCAGUAUAUACUUAGUUUGAUAACGGGGGACUACAACGGUGCCCACGCGGUGUCGGAAAAGGCGCGCCAAUACACGCACCCCGUUGAGGAGGUUGCGACGAUUGUUGAGCCUAUUCGUAGAGCUUUGGAGAUAAAUGGGAUUUUCAUUGAAUUGGAGGCUUCCGCGGCGGUAAGAACGAGGCUGGACUUUUUCUGCCGCUGCUCCACUGCAAAUCUAUUGCAGGGGCUGGAAAAUGCUCCCGUGGAUUCUCUGCGAGAAUUGAUGUCGACGAACGACUUCUGUUGUACAUACUGCGGGAAGGCUCUCCGGCCGACACCGGAGGAGUGGAAUCACUUAAUCGAAAGGCGCGUUAAACAAGAUUAA